Molecule: messenger RNA, 2373 nt
Organism: Heterobilharzia americana
Lineage: Eukaryota; Metazoa; Platyhelminthes; Trematoda; Strigeidida; Schistosomatidae
Source: the annotation of a GenBank genome assembly
GAAGGCCUGAAACUAUUUUGCGAGACUUUUAAGCCACAUCACGGAAACCAACUUGUUUAAGGUAUCUAGUGAAACACAUUGAAUACUGAAGGGUCAUUUCAUAUUGUUGGCAACUCUUCGGAUGUUUGCUCAACCUUUCGUCCUACCGAACGGAAGUCAGUUGUGUUUCUACAUCAAGCCUUGUGGGUAUUUACCCUGUCUAAAGACAGCUAUUGUUGAGAAUGGUGGUAUCGUAUCUGAAAGUAUCGGAGAAAACUGCAUAUAUUUGGCUACUCCAGGGAUGGUUGUAGAUACUGGAGAAUACAUACAUUGUAAUUAUAUAUGGGACUGUAUCCGCAGCAAAUCUCGGUUACCUAUGAGAAAUUAUUAUGUUGAACCAGGAGUUACAGUCACCGAGACGUUACCGACUGAUAAUGAUAGUCAGUUUUUAACAAGGUCAAGCUAUUCCGUCCUGUCUACUCGUUCGCGUAAACCAUUCACCAAAAACGAAAGUCUGACUCUGUGGAAAUAUAUUCAAGAUAAUAAACUUUUACCGCUAUUGAACAAACGAUCAACUUACAAGCAUUUAGAAGCUGCAAGAGUAACAAAUCAUUGUGCAGAAUCUAUACGUACCCACAUUCGACAGAUUUUACUUCCUGCAAUGGGAAGGUCUAAUAAUCACGAUCGAAACGUUAGUACUGCAGCUGAGAUCAGUAACUCCAAUAACAGUGAUAAAGAUAAUAAUCAUAAUAACAAUGAUAAUAAUAACCACGAGACUGGAUGUUUAAAAAGUUCAUCUCGAUUUGGGAAGAAACGAUAUAAUUUGAAAGAGGAUGAAGCCAUAAUAAACUACUUGGUAGAAAAAAAUCUUUGGAAGCGAAUCAGAAGUCGAGCUCUCUGGAGAAAGAUGGCUAAAGAACGCGUUACCAGUCAUUCAUCUGAAUCAAUGCGUAAUCGCUUUCGUCAUUAUUUAAUGAACGCUACUUAUGCUCGUUUGAUGAAUAAACUCACGAAAAGUGAGCGAGAAGAAAUGUCUGAUGUCUUUUUUGGACAUUCAAAACGAAACAGUAAUCCAAUGGAUUGUACAGAUCUCAAUAAUGUGGAUAUUUAUCAUGUAUCCUACUCAAUUGAUGAAUGUAGUUUGACUUCAAGUCAAACCAACUCAGUUGUCACGGAAGUUGCCCAUAGUAAUCGACUGUCCGAGCCGCACUCAAAUGAAACUACCAAUAUACAAAUUCCACCCUUUCACGAAACUGUUCAAUGUAAAAAAAAUGGAGUUUCGCUCCAGAAUUGUGCCAUAGAAUUGUCCAGUUUAUCAUCAUUACCAGGAAUUACUUCUACUUCGUCUUCUCCUGGAAGUCCUCAAAGACUUUGUAACAGUUGUCCUAUACCACCAGCAGUUAUUAGGGCGAAUAAACUAGCAAAGUUAAAAUCAAAUGAGUUGGGGAUUACUUCGAGUAGUUCAUUAUCAUUUAAAUCACCAUCAUUGCCAGUACCAUCAAUUACUUCUUAUUUAUCAUGUCAGGAUACUUCUCAUUCAUCAUUCAUGACAUCAGAUUCGUCUGUUCCAUUACCAUCGACGAGUUAUUCAUAUCCAUUAUGGAUUUCACAGUUGAUGAAUUCUCCUUAUAUAACAACACAAUUACAAGCUAUACUACUUGUCAGCAUGACAAAUGGUUCAGUUAGAGAAGCGCACAAUUUUUUAACAACUGGUACACGUCAACCAUCAUCAGUGAACGAGUCUAGUCUACCUCCUUGGUUACCUGAAGAUGAUGAAUCUUUGAGUUCAACAGAUACUGAACUACUUGAUAAGCUUGUUGAUCGUUUCGGUUGGACUGAAAUAACUCAACGUUUCAGCUUUUAUACAGUCAAGAGUAACUCUUGUUAAUCCUUAUUAUUAUCAUUAUCAUUAUUAUGUUUUAAUAUGUAAAUUUUACUCUCUUUUUUGGUGGAUAAACCAUUGCACUCUUUGUAAAUUUUGUUUUAUUAGUGUGAAAAAAGUCUUCGUCGGUGAAUUCUUUAAAAUGAAGAACUUAUUCUCUACACUUGUUCAUGUAUAGUUUUGUGUUUCUGAAAUUUUUUAGAAGUUGAUUUCCCUUCCUAAUUUAUUUUGCCCACUUUGUUUUGUUUAUUUACAAUUUCAGAAAAGAUUACAUUGCUGCUCGUUCUUCUGUGUGUGUUUGUGUGUAUGUAUCUGCCUGUCUAUCUAUUUUAGCUAGUUUUUUGUACAUUUUGAAAAAUAUGUCAUAUCUGUAUGAUGAAUCUCUAAAAAAGCAGCACGAGCUGUGGCUUUUUGUUUUAGGGAGAUGACUUUUAACCAAUAGGUCACAGGUUCGAACCCGACCCUGUCUACCGAGGUUUAGAAAGCCCUCACACAAUAGGUGUGGCUCAUUG